AUGAGGAGACCGGUUGAAUACAACAAUGAUAUGUUCUGCUACAUGCCGUUUCGGAUGAGAAUGAUGUGUUUUGUUUGCACGGCCUUUCUUGUGGUCAGUCUUGUCACAGCCAUCGCCAAUUCCAUGAAGAAUUCAACUUUGGAAUCGGCUACUUACUGCUCCAAGGAGAAAGAAAUUAAAUUUCAUUCCAGUUUGUUGUAAGUAGUUUGUAUUGCCAAUUAAAAUUUAGCUGUCCCGAUGAAUCGAUACUGUACUAUUACAAGUGUUGUCAGAGCAAAUGCUGUGCUCAACCCAAGAUUCUGCUUUUGUAA
This is a messenger RNA of Bursaphelenchus xylophilus (pine wood nematode), 311 nucleotides long. The record is from the annotation of a GenBank genome assembly. Lineage: Eukaryota; Metazoa; Nematoda; Chromadorea; Rhabditida; Aphelenchoididae.